AUGUCGAAGGCACAGUCAGAAGCAGCAGAGCGCACCUCGACAUCCCGCUCCUCCUCCUCAAAGCCUGCUUCGCAUCUUUCCACACCGGCUCCAACUGCAAGCAACCAGGGCCUGCUGUGGCUACUGUUGAGACCUUUCUUAGCACUUGCAUUUGCAAUCUUUCAUAUCGUAUACCAAAUCAUUCUAGUAGAGCGCUCGGCUCGCACCGCCAUCAAGGAUGCUUUCAAGCAGGAUCCAAAUCUUGCACCGGCCUCGUACACCUCCCUCCAGCACCUUGUCGAUGUUCACGAGACGCCGUCAAGCUCAAUAAGGGUGCCCGAGCAUCUAGCAGUUGUUCUUGCCGAUGCGGUUCCCUCCUCGAUCCGACUCUACGUGUCGAGGAUGCUGAUGCGAAUCAGCGCAAGAGAUGUCGCUUCCACUGCCGACCUCUGGCGUGAUUUCAGAUACGGCUUCCAAGCAGCCGUGGAAGCAAAACAUGUCAACGAUAUGGCAUCCAUCGUUCAUCUUGCUAGAGUGAGUGGCGUGCAGCAGCUUAGCGUCUAUACGACACAGCAACUGUCGCCUACCGCGCUGCAAUCUCUGAGUAGAGUACUGCAGGUAGGCUACAGCACUCAGGCGGUCAUUGCGCAGCAAGAGGAGGGAGAGAAAGAGGUGCAAAGAUUUGAGCAACAAGGAGCAUCGAGCUCGUCGAGAUAUGCCGAGCUGAGAAGAAGGAGGACGAUGGAGCUGUCAGCGAGUUGGCCAGCAUCGAGCGGUUCGGAAGCAGGACUAUCAUCUCUCGAUGAGACGCUGGCUUCCUCGUACACUGCAGAUGUCGAUCAAGAAGACGCUUGCAAAGCAAGAGUAGACAUCCGUCUUGGACUCGCAACAUGCUCGAAGAGGGCGAGAGAGAGGGGCACCCUCCAAGUAACGCUUUUAAGCCAGCAAGAUGGUCAGGAGAGAUUCGCACAACUUGUCAGCCAGCAACUUGGCCAACGGGCGGAUGCAUACUUGUUGGAUGUCUUGCAACCAGACAUGGCAGCAACACCGCAAUGCCGAUUCUCUUCAUCAUCACUGCGCAAAGCAUGGCUCUCGAAACGCAAGACUUUCACCUCCGAGUUGACAGUAGCUGCACUAGAUAAAGGCUUGGUGGAAGCAGGAUACAUGUGCGAACCAGAUCUGCUCGUCGUGUUUGGUGGCAGACCAAGGCUGAGAAAGCUGUACGGCUUCCCUGCAUGGCCAAUGCGGCUGACAGAUCUGUUCUACGAUGCCAACAUGCAGCCGCACAAGCCCUACCGUGCAUCUGACUUUGUUGCAGCGCUCAGAAAGCUUGCCAAGACGCAACAGAGGUACGGUAGAUGA
Ustilago hordei is the source of this 1341-nucleotide messenger RNA. RefSeq lists its product as uncharacterized. The coding region runs from base 1 to 1341 and encodes 446 amino acids. The transcript has a single exon. The record is from RefSeq and is a predicted model, not a curated record. Lineage: Eukaryota; Fungi; Basidiomycota; Ustilaginomycetes; Ustilaginales; Ustilaginaceae. Gene Ontology annotation, molecular function: ditrans,polycis-polyprenyl diphosphate synthase [(2E,6E)-farnesyl diphosphate specific] activity. Gene Ontology annotation, cellular component: dehydrodolichyl diphosphate synthase complex; endoplasmic reticulum membrane.